AGCUCCAUUUCUCCACCCGGCUCAGGUGCGUUGUGAAGCUGCGUUCAGUCUCAGUCAAGAAUGUCUAACUGUCCUAAAGAGGAGGGAGCGAAGAGUGGAUUGGACCUGAACACCACUCAGAUGAAAACAGAAAGUCAUGGACACACCUUCAGAUUCCAAGACAAAUUCCGGAUAUAUUCAGUCCACUGUAAGAAGCCUAUGACUGUCCAGAAGAGUCUUCAAACAGACUCCUCAUUUAAAGCCAUCUGUGAGAUAAACCCGAAAAGAGGAAACAAGGAAGUGGUCAUCCUGAGACAGCAAAGGGUCAAAGCUGCUGUGACUCCAGACUUCCCCUGCUGUCUGCUCGACGACGACGAGCUUCUGGACAUCAAGUUCAUCAACUCGGAUGGAAACUGUCCCGAGGGGAGGAACCUCUCUGAUCACUCACCUGAAAAUUUGGUUAGUUUCUAUGUCAAGACAAGGGGUGAGGAAAACAUCCGUAAGCUGAUGAAAAACAAUGAAUUGAAAAAAAAUGUGGAUUACGUGUGUGUGUGUGCAGUGAAAGGGGAAACAGUGAAAGAUGCACUGGAGCAUGAUGGGAGAUUUAAGGAGGACAUUUUCAAGAAAGGCAUUCUCGCUGAAGAGUCGUCAAACACUUUCACCAGUCUGUCUAGUUUUGUUGAUGACCUGGAUGGAAAGUGGUUUGGGGUCACCGUCUCCCCUCAUUCAAUAGGCAGCCAGGAGUCGAGUCAAGAGUUGAGUCAGGAAUCUGAAACAGUGAAGAAUGAAAAAAAUGAAGUUCCUGUAACUCCUCAGGCAACAAACACCAACCAAGACUCCACCAAUGCUCAAAAGAAUAGAACAGAGACACCACUGAAAGAAAAGGAGCCUAGAAAAUACCCAGAAACAAAAGAGAUCCCAAACACACAGGAGAUCCUGACGCUUCUGCGAGAGCAGUAUGGGGGUUUGUUGAAGACACUGAAGGAACGAGAGAAGCUGAAAAAUAAUGUUGAAGUGAAGAGGUUCUUCAGACAGGAGUACGAUAAAAGUGCUCAGAGCUUUUCAGAAGUGAAGAGAGUGAAAGAGUUGACGGUGAAGUCUAACUCUGUUUGCCAGAUCCGCAGUGAUGGCUCUGCAAUAGGAACAGGAUUUCUGCUCUUUCACAGAUUUGUCCUCACCAAUGCACAUGUUGUUGGAGAAUAUGACUGUUUUAUACAAAAACCGCAACACAGACUAACAGCUGCAUUUGGAUUUGAAGAUUUGAACUCAGUGGGAGACGUGAUCCCAGUGGAGCAGGUUGUUGCUUACUUCUGGGGGAAAGAUGGCAUGGGGAACUGUCUGGAUUUUGCUUUGCUGGAACUCAGCAGGGAUGAAGUAAAACUUCCUGGAUUGCUAGAGUGCUAUAGUGCUUCACCCAGCAGGGGUGGUGUCUGCAUAAUUGGACACCCAGGGGAUGGAGUCAAACAAAUGGAUCCCUGUUUUAUGAUCUCAAAAGAUGGCAUUCAACAAGCAGCAGAAGAACACUAUCAAAAAAACCAAAGCCCUGAAGCCUUUCAUGUCAUAACAAAGCAGUGCUUGAAUGAGGACCCGGAAAAACGUAAAUCCCAGAUCUUUUACAAUUCCUGUUUCUUCCAUGGAUCAUCUGGCUCACCAGUGUUUGAUGACAAGUGCAAUGUGAUUGGGGUUCACACUGGUGGAUAUGUUUAUGAAGGAGAAGGACAGAAAACAAAGAGUGUGAUGGAAUACGCCCUGCCAAUGCUUCCCAUUCUGGUGAAGAUCUACAUACAGUGCAGACAGACUGGAAGAUCUGAUGUGGUUCAGUACAUGGAGUCCCAAAACUACAUGGAGUCCCAAAACAACAUGGAGUCCCAAAACAACAUGGAGUCCCAAAACUACAUGGAGUCCCAAAACAACAUGGAGUCCCAAAACUACAUGGAGUCCCAAAACAACAUGGAGUCCCAAAACUACAUGGAGUCCCAAAACUACAUGGAGUCCCAAAACAACAUGGAGUCCCAAAACUACAUGAAAUAUGUUCUUCAAGUGGCAAAUGAACAGCUACAGAAAAAUAAUCAGGCCGUCUAAUGACAUCAUUAAUCAUACUCAUGACAUCGGGUUCCAGAGCUUCCUUCUUCACCACCUCAAAGAAAAGUUCCUGAAUUUUAUCACUGUAUAAUACUGAAAAAUCAAACACUGAGAUGUUGUUCAGUACUGAGACUCCUGAAAUAUCAUAUGUGGGAUUUGAGCUUCAAAAGGAUGGAAUCAAGAGCAAGAAAUCCAGAUCAUUAAAUGAGUGAUUCAGUCACACGUUCUUCAACCUCCAGAAAUCAUGACUACAGUCGUCUAUUUAUCACCAGCUUGGACCGCCAUCAGCUUAAUUCUGUUUCACUGUGUUGUUUCACAUUGAGCUGCUUGUGUAUUUUCAUUUCCUGCUGUUCCUGAUGGGAGGCGCCUUGAUUUUCACAGUGUUGAAUUAGCAGCAGAUCCGCAGCGUAAUGUCCUGCACACACCACUGUACGACACACACCACUCGCAUCUCACAGAGCUGAAACUGUUUAAAACCAACACCCACCUGCUGAGUUUAAUACAGUUCAGACCUGCAUCUGCACAUGAUUCAGAAAAGCAUCAGGUGUGGGUGGGGCCAGGGAGUCAUUCCAGGAGGACAUGUGAUCUGUACCGUUAACUUUGCGGCUGUCGGGUGGGUGACAGACAGCAGAAGUGCUGAUGAUGGCACCGAUUUGUUCUUGAAUCAGUUUACUCGCCCAGUCUCACCAAAAAAUACCUUUCUAGCAGCUCCACUUAAAAAGAUCAAAAUCAGUGGACAUUUAAUAAAGCCUCCUGUGCACCUCUGCUCCUGUAGUAUAAUCUCCCUCAGACUGUAGCUCCUGAGCCCACAGCUUUCAUUCAGAAACAGAAAAAUACAUAACUGUGAUUUGUCUCCCAGCAAGCAGCUGGCAAACUCAGGCACAUGUUGGUGUGUGUGUGUGUGUGUGUGUGUGUGUGUGUGUGUGUGUGUGUGUCAAGUCAAGUUUAUUUGUAUCGCGCUUUUAACAAUAAACAUUGUCGCAAAGCAGCUUUACAGAAUUUGAACAACUUAAAACAUGAGCUAAUUUUAUCCCUAAUCUAUCCCCAAUGAGCAAGCCUGUGGCGACGGUGGCAAGGAAAAACUCCCUCAGACGACAUGAGGAAGAAACCUCAAGAGGAACCAGACUCAAAAGGGAACCCAUCCUCAUUUGGGCAACAACAGACAGCAUGACUAUAACAUUAACAGUUUUAACAUGAAGUCAGUUUCGUUGAUGUUAUAAACUCUUCAUUGAUGGAAACUUGAGUGCAAAACUGUUCAUGACAACUGCAGUCCUAAAGUUAGCAAGUCAACUGUAGUCCUCAGCCAUAAAAGCAUUACUGUAAGAGUCCAGAGCGUCCUCCAGGUGUGACUUUCAACUGUCCACAUGGGGCCGUCCUCCACAGGAGCGAUGCGAUGAGACUCCAACCAGACACAGGGCACCAGGAUGGAUCAGGCAGGUCCGAGGAGCAGAAGAGGUUCAGCAUCUCGAUCCCAGGACCGACAUGUAACUCAGAGGGACAGAUUUUUUUUUGGGGGGGGGGGCACACGGGUUGUUAGGUAUGCCCAUUGUCACCUGAAUAAGUAGGAAUAGUAUACAUUUUGCACUGAGCGCAAGCAGGGACUCCAACAAAACUACUGUGUACUGUGGUGCGAGACUAUUCAGUGCUUUAAAGGUCAAUAGUAGUAUUUUAUAAUCAAUACGAAAUUUGAUUGGGAGCCAAUGCAGUGUGGAUAAGACAGGGGUGAUGGGGUCAUAUUUUCUAGUUCGAGUAAGGACUCUUGCUGCUGCAUUUUGAACUAACAAAGGAAUGCAGGUGACAGACGUAUGGAAAAGCAUCAGAUAGUUUAAUGGCCAAAGCUAGCAGACAAAUGCAGAACGACAAGGAAAAGGCAGAGUCAAAACCCAGGCAGUGGUCAGGCGAGGCACAGACAGGACAUCAGAGGCAAAGACAAAAGAUCAACAAUCCACAGUACAGAUCGACUCAAAGGUCGGCAUCGUGGUGUAGUGGUUAGCGCUGUCGCCUCACAGCAAGAAGGUCCGGGUUCGAGCCCCGUGGCCGGCGAGGGCCUUUCUGUGUGGAGUUUGCAUGUUCUCCCCGUGUCCGCAUGGGUUUCCUCCGGGUGCUCCGGUUUCCCCCACAGUCCAAAGACAUGCAGGUUAGGUUAACUGGUGACUCUAAAUUGAGCGUAGGUGUGAAUGUGAGUGUGAAUGGUUGUCUGUGUCUAUGUGUCAGCCCUGUGAUGACCUGGCGACUUGUCCAGGGUGAACCCCGCCUUUCGCCCGUAGUCAGCUGGGAUAGGAUCCAGCUCACCUGCGACCCUGUAGAACAGGAUAAAGCGGCUACAGAUAAUGAGAUCGAUUCAAAACCAGAAUAUCAGCACGGUGAUGAAAAGGCUUGAUAAAGUCAUGUUAAAUCUCUCCAUUACACUGCUGUUUGUGUUUCUUUUCCUUCUUCACACAGGAAAUAAAACAUGUUUUGAUAUUAUAAUCUUUUCUCUUGAGUAACUUGACUUUACAUGACUUUUGCAGAGUUUUGUGUGACUGCAGCAGAUGGAAAUAGGUUCAUUCACAUUUUCUUCCACUAGUGGUGGCGAGAGGGUCAGAAUUUAAUAUUUAAUGAAUGUUAAUGAUUGAUUUUAAUGUUUAUCUCUAGCUUCAUUAUCCUCCAUAAGGCUUCAGUGUUUAUGGCUCAUAUCAGUGUACACAGAAUACUGAAAAUAAAAUAAAAUUGGAAAUUGUUA
Neoarius graeffei (lesser salmon catfish) is the source of this 4783-nucleotide messenger RNA. RefSeq names its product serine protease FAM111A-like. The transcript has 3 exons. NCBI's taxonomy places the organism in Eukaryota, Metazoa, Chordata, Actinopteri, Siluriformes, Ariidae. The record is from RefSeq and is a predicted model, not a curated record. Bases 61 to 2061 code for a protein of 666 amino acids.